This is a messenger RNA of Durio zibethinus, 557 nucleotides long. RefSeq lists its product as uncharacterized. NCBI's taxonomy places the organism in Eukaryota, Viridiplantae, Streptophyta, Magnoliopsida, Malvales, Malvaceae. The record is from RefSeq and is a predicted model, not a curated record. Gene Ontology annotation, cellular component: cytoplasm. Gene Ontology annotation, molecular function: protein phosphatase inhibitor activity.
UUGUAGCAUUUCUGAAGUUUUAUGCAUAUCACUUGUGUGCUAUCCUAACUCCUUUUAGUCGGGCGGUUGCAACGAACUAAUGUCAGGCAUGGAGGGUGUCAAAGAGCAAGAACAAGUAGAUGGAAAUGUAGCACAGGAGUCUGAAAAAUCCAUGCUGUCAUCUCAAGAGGAGGAGGCAGCUAUAAAGAAAAAAUAUGGAGGGAUUAUGCCCAAGAAACCACCACUGAUUUCGAAGGACCAUGUACGUGCCUACUUUGACUCUGCUGAUUGGGCACUUGGAAAGCAAGGUGUUGAGAAGCCCAAAGGACCACUUGAAGCCCUUCGGCCCAAAUUGCAGCCCACACAACAACAAACACGAUAUAGGAAGUCCCCCUAUGCCCCAUCAGAUUGAGAAGAUGGAGGGAGUGCUCAACCAGAAGAUGGGACUGCCAAUGAAUGAGAAACUGCCCUUAAUCUUCUGAUCUUGUGGGGACUAUUGAUUAUUAUUCUAAUACCUAGAUAGGUAAUGAGUAAUUUUCAAUUCUUCCCGUGAAUAAACUUGGUGAAGAUGUUUCGGU